AUGAUUACUAUUUUGUGCACUUUCACAGAAAAGUGUCAAAUCCCGGAUGAAGACUGGGAAGAGCUGGUCGAUCAGUUCCUCGCCAAGAUUCCCAACGAGUACUCGUUCCCCGGUCCUAACGAGGCCACGAAACACAACGAAGUGCUCGCCGGAUUCACAGUCGGUGACAUGACGCUCAGCGGCCUGUCUUAUCUCAAGCGAUAUGGCACUGUACGAGUGUACUGCAAAAACGGAAAGCCGCACGUCGACACCAGCAUGGGCUCGCAGGCCCCGGUUAAGAUGUCCAUUCCCUGGAAGUACUGUGGUGGCAAGAGUGGUCUCUUGGGCACCCAGGCGAAUCACGUCAAGAUCUGCAUCGGCUUCGACGUUGUGGAAGAGGGCGGCAAGGUGGCGCUCAAACCAGUCAGGGUGUCACCCAAGUGGAUAGAGUCCAUGGACAUCAAGGUAGAGGGCGCCGGAGAGGUGGUCAACACGGUGGGACACUUGAUGGGAAAACUCAUGCCGGCGUUUGUCAAGGAUUUCUGGAUCGAGAACCUGCCCUGGAGAAUGCACAAAAUGCUCGAGCAGAUAACGAAAUAAACGAAUUUGGCUUGAA
This is a messenger RNA of Rhipicephalus microplus (southern cattle tick), 595 nucleotides long. RefSeq lists its product as uncharacterized. The record is from RefSeq and is a predicted model, not a curated record. Lineage: Eukaryota; Metazoa; Arthropoda; Arachnida; Ixodida; Ixodidae.